CCGUCGCUGUCACCACCAGGCGGAGGCUGAGUCGGCUGCGCUUCCCCGGCCGCCGCUAGCAGGAAGGAGCCGCUGCUGCUGCUGCUGUUACUGGCGCCGCCAUCAUGGUGCCUGGAGCCGGAGCCGCGGCCUGGGGGCUCUGAGCCCCUCUCGUAUUGCUUGUUUCUCCCCCUCGCCAUCGUCGCCACCGCCGCCGCCCUUGUCGCCGCAGCUUUGGGCCGCCGGGUACUGCACUUAAGAAUGAACAUUGAAGAUAAACUGGGAGGAUUGUUUCUCAAAUGUGGUAGCAUAGAUCAAAUGCAGUCAUCCAGGAAUAUGGUUGGAAUGGGUGCCUCAUCUGACCAGUCAGCCGUUUCUGGAGAGCGGCAGGAAGCAGUGCUUCAAGACCGGGCAAUGGCACACCAAGACAUGCUCUCUGCAGAUGACGUUUUACAAGAAAGUGAGCUUCGACAGCAAGACAUGAUACCACAUGAUGAACUCAUGGUGCAUGAAGAGACAGUGAAAAAUGAUGACGAGAUGGAAGCACAGGACAGACUUCCCCAAGGGCUUCAAUAUGCAGUUAAUGUUCCCCAGAUAAGUGUAAAACAAGAAAUUACCUUUGCUGACAUAGCAGAACAGCAUAAAAGGGACAAAAAACUACUACUACGAGAGGGGCUAGAUUUGCAGAAAAAGAAGAAAAGGAAACAGCGAUCACCAGCAAAGAUCCUUACAAUUAAUGAGGAUGGAUCACUGGGUCUGAAAACUACCAAAUCUCACAUUUGUGAGCAUUGCAAUGCUGCCUUUAGAACCAACUACCAUUUACAGAGGCAUGUCUUCAUACAUACAGGUGAAAAACCAUUUCAGUGCAGUCAGUGCGACAUGCGUUUCAUACAGAAGUACCUGCUACAGAGACAUGAGAAGAUUCAUACUGGUGAAAAACCAUUUCGAUGUGACGAAUGUGGCAUGAGAUUCAUACAGAAGUACCACAUGGAAAGGCACAAGAGAACUCAUAGUGGAGAGAAGCCUUACCAGUGCGAAUAUUGCUUGCAGUUCUUUUCAAGGACUGACCGUGUAUUGAAACAUAAACGUAUGUGCCAUGAAAACCGUGAUAAGAAACCCAACAGAAGUGCCACCAAAGUUGGCUUUUUGACACCUGAUGAAGAUCAAGGCUUCCCUAUGCCUCUGAAAGACAGCUCUUUGCCAAAGAAGAAAAGGCAAAAAAUGGAGAAAUCAAAGUCUUUAGGGCUGGACAAAGAAAGUGGGACAGAUAAAUCUGAGCACAAGAAAGAUAAGAAUGACUUCUUGCCUUUGUAUGCUGCCAGUGCUAAGAUAAAGGAUGAGUAUAUGGUAGCUGAAUAUGCAGUUGAGCUACCACAUUCUUCUGUCAGUGGAGGACACUUGCAAGAAGCGAAUUCUGGUGAAAUCCAUCCACCUAAAUUGGUGCUCAAAAAAGUUAACAGUAAGAGAAAUUUAAAACAGCCAGUAGAGCAAAGUCAGAACAUUUCAUCGUUAACCUCUUAUGAAGACAGCAAGGUUUCAAAGUAUUCUUUUGAUCUUGUGGAUAAACAAAGCCUGUUGGAUUCUGAAGGUAAUGCUGACAUAGACCAAGUUGAUACUUUACAGGAAGGCCCUAGUAAACCUGUACACAGCAGCACAAACUAUGACGAUGCAAUGCAGUUUUUAAAGAAAAGGCGAUAUCUCCAAGCAGCUAAUAGUAACAGCAGAGAGUAUGCCUUGAAUGUUGGCACUAUAGCCUCUCAGCCUUCAGUCACACAGGCUGCGGUCGCAAGUGUAAUAGAUGAAGGCAGCCCAGCAUCCAUAUUAGAUACAGCAGGUUUGAAUGUGGAGAUUAAAAGUAACCAUGACAAAAAUGUCAUUCCAGAUGAGGUACUUCAAACGCUGUUAGAUCAUUAUUCCCAUAAAGCAAAUGGCCAGCAUGAAAUAGCUUUCAACGUGGCUGAUGCUGAAGUGACCUCCAGUAUAUCCAUUAAUUCUUCUGAAGUGUCAGAAGUCACACAAGCUGAGAACGUUGCAUCAAGCUCCCAAGCUUCCUCAUCCGAUAAAGCCAGUAUGUUACAAGAAUAUUCCAAGUUUCUUCAGCAAGCUUUGGAGAGAACUAGCCAAAACGAUGCCUAUUUGAACAACCCUAGCCUUAAUUUUGUGAGUGACAACCAGACUCUUACAGGGCAACCAUCAUUCUCCUCUAUAGACAAACAGGUCUAUUCUAUACCUGCCAACAGUUUUCGGUCAGGAAUGAACUCUCCAUUAAGAACAACUCCAGACAAAUCUCAUUUUGGACUUAUGGUUGGUGAUUCCCAGCACUCUUUUACCUUUUCAGGUGAUGAGCAAAAUCAUUCUUCUUCUUCCUCUACCCAGGACUUCUUGGAUCAGGUGACUUCUCAGAAGAAAGCAGAGGCCCAGCCUGUUCAUCAAGUUUAUCAGAUAGGUUCCUUUGAGCAACCAUUCAGAGCUCAGUACCAUGGAACAAGAGCUGGAAUAUCAUCUCAGUUUAACACUUCUAAUGGACAAGUGAACCUGCGGGGACCAGGGACAAGUGCUGAAUUCCCAGAAUUCCCCUUGGUGAAUGUAAAUGAUGCUCGAGCUGGGAUGAACUCUUCACCAGAUGCCACAACAGGCCAGACAUUUGGCUAAAAUAAUCUGUAGAAAUAAGUUUGGCACUUUAGCACAGGUCUGUCAGAAAUCAGCGUGUUCUACAGAAUCCUAUAAAUAUUUAAGGCCUUGUGUUAUAAUAAAAAGUGAGCUGGUACAGCAAGUAUUGGAAAUUGUAUUGGGGUGGGGGGUUAGUCACCAUUCUUUUAAAAUUGCCUUAUAUGUGGGCAUCCAUUGAAAAGGCUGGUGGUUAUUUGCUUGUUGGAGAUCAGGAACUUGCUACAUUGAGAUUCAACACAAGACAAAACAAACCAAAAACAACAACAGAAACCACAUAAGAUUUCUUUCCUAUAAUCAUUUCCUAGUUUGGCAUCAUUGAAUAUUUUUGGGAGAAUGAUAAUUAUGAGAUUAUUCAUGUUGGAAUUUCCUAGUUAAUCUAGCCAUUGCACUUCAUUCAUCAGGGAAUAUACAUAAACUGUAUAGACAAAAUAAACUUAAGAGUUUCACAGCCCAAUCCAGCAUGGGUGGGUGGGGGGGCCUGAAAUGAAUCUUGGAGGCGUUGGGGCCUUAUGCCAGCAAAAAUGCCCUCCUCAGGGCACUUAGCUUGCAGGGGCAAAUCUGCUGGUAGACAGCCACGGCAGUCUACAGUGGUGCAGAGGGCCAUGUCAGUGUCCCUGUGCCGCCACCAGCCCCAUCGAUAUAGUGGGGAUGUUGCAGGGGUGUGACUGGGGGUGGAGCCAACAUUCGUCUAUUUCCACCCUGGGUUUGCCUCUGGAUACAUGGCGGCCCAAGGCCAUCUCCAGAAGGCUUCUUGGCAGCAUGGACGGGUUUUUGUAUUUUGCCUCCCCACACAGCCAAAAAGCCCUCUAGAGGUGGCAAAGUGGCACCACAGUGGCGCUAGCCCCAGCCACCAAGGGCUCUGGAUUGGACUGUAAAUGUCAGAAAAACGGUGGCUAGACAAAUACAGUGCAUUCUGGGAAACAAAUAACAUUCUCUCACCUCUCUUAGAAGUAUUUCACACAAGAUUCCUUUUGUUGUUUUCUUUGCAUUUCCUUUGACUAUACUUUGAGAAAGGUAACGAUGCUUGCUAGACUCCACUCCCCUAUUUAAAUGUCAGAUUUAAUUAAUAAUACUGAAAGAUAAAAUACAUUCUAUUAAUACUUCCUUCUUGAAGUAUUGCAAAUUCCUUUGUAUGUGAACAUAACUUUUGUGACUUUUCCCCUACCUGGCAGGUAUCAAGAUUGUUAGGCUUUAGUUAAAAUGCUUUGUAGACUACAUUCCCAGUUUCAUAAUGCUUAUAUGAAUGGUGAACUCCAUGAUUUAAAAGUUUAAUUGUACAUCAUCCUACAAAUCUGCAAUAAUUAACAUUAGAGCACUUAGAUUAUUUUCAAUAUUUUUCAAUAUUUUUCUGCUUUUUCAAAAAAUAAAAUAAAACUAUUUUAGACUUUUAGGUUUGAUGUGGCUGCAUCAUUUUGACCUCUUAUAACAACAAAAGAUUUUAUAAACUAAAAAUAAAAUGGAAUGCCUUUACCACAACAAGUGUAUUUUCUCUUUGAAAAUUUUGGCAAUUCAAUUUGCUUUCAUUUUAUGAUAAAUUAUCCCCGAAAGCGGAGGAAGUAAAUAUUCUCACUGUGUAUUACCUUUAUAAACUGCUUUGUUGCAUUUUGCCAACCGUAGCUGGUGAGUAAUGACAUUGACCCAAAGAUGAAUGGUCAAACUUUUAUUGCAUUUCACACAUAAAUAAAUGUAAGCUUUAUCCUUCUCCCAUGAAAAUGUUUUAAUAGUAGUUUGUCUUGAGUUAGACAGUGUGGUGCAACAGUUAGUUCCAUAUACAGUUUUAAAAUGGUGUGGUUUGACUUAACAUAAAUGUUAAGAUGAUUUAACGAUUUUUAAAAUUGAAACUUUAUUUUCAGUCAAUUGUACAUUCAUUAAUGGGAUGCUUUGAGGAAAUGUAGGCCAUUGUUUCACCUAAAGGCUGAGUGACAGAUUGAUAGGUAAAUUGUUUCGUAAAAGUUGCUAAGCAUAUCGAUGAGGAAGGUUGCUCAAAUUGUUUUAGAACAUUAUAUAUUCCCACCAUUUCUCAAACAACUUAUGGCCCCAUCCAAAGGGGGGAGCCGAAUCCAGUCGUGGGAGUGGUGCGCCGGCAGAUUUGACGCCGGCAUAGUGUGGUGGCAGGCUGGGGUGUGUGUGUGUCCAGGGGAGGCUCCAACUUUAUUCGGCUUCCUCUCAGCCUUUGCCAGUGUUAUGCCAGUUGCCUGGGCCUUGGACUUAUGCAGCCAAAAGGUAGCGUGAGAAUUCAGUUGUAGCAAAGAUAUCCUUGUAAUGCCCAGAGAAAUCUUUUUUAACUAAUUAGAAAUCUGGUUCUGUUUUUCCCCCCUUGAUCUUUCACUGAAUGUUGGGUCCAUAUUAAAUGUAUUUAUGGCUCAUAUAUCCAUACAUUAAAUUCAAAUUUAACUUCUUGAGUAACCAAAGAAGUUGCCUUGACUAACUUCUGUAUGGCUCCAUAGCUCACCAAAUGCAUUUUAAUUUCUGCUAGUGAAACAGCCUGCCUUUGUAGCAAAUUGGAAUUUUAUCUUAUGGCUUAUUGCAAAUGGCCUGGAGAUUUGAGUCAUAGCAAAGUAAGUGAACACAUCUGUAGUAUCAAGACAACAAAGCUUUUACUAAUUUACUUAGACAUGAAAAAUGAAAACAACAGCAUCAUUGCUUCCAAACUUUUCUGUUUUUAAUUUGUCUCGUGCCCCCAGACGCGUACCUGCCAAAAAGACAUGUGGGGUCUCAUGUCCCUGGGCGCAGGCCUUCUAGUCACGUGGGGGGAGGGGCGCAAAAUCCCCCCACUUCACUAGAAGGCAGCAGCAACUGGCAGUCAAUUAAUGCUUGACCGCCCUCUGUUCCCCUCCUUCCCCAGCCCCUCCAAGCAUCCCGCUCCUCCCCAUUUCCCUCCUGGCUCUCCCUUCCGCCAUCUAGCUGCUCUGUCAGGGCUCUGGUCCGCAACUUGCCCCAGCAGGCCCAGCCACAAAAUGGAGGACAGCAGCGCAAACAGCUGCCCCCUCCCCCCAGACAUGGAAAGAAAACUGAUAGCACAGAGGAUGGGCAGCAGUGCGGUGUGCACUUGGCCACUCGUGGCUUAGCAGAGUGUGUGUCCAGGGAAGGAGCCGGCGGGGGCGUACAUUGAGGGAUGCUGAGGGGGAACAGUGCAACCUGUUGACUGCGAGCGGCAACUGCAGCCCCAAACCUGGGCCUCCUUCUUUGAAUUUCUUUGCCUUGCCGCGUUGCCCACCAUUCUUCCCUCUUGGACCAAGGGGGCGCCAUUUUAGGGGGAGCAGGGGAGAAUUGGGGAGUGGGAGUGGGUGCAGCUGAGGGCCUCCUCCGCCCCCAUGCCAGGAGGCGUCAUUUAAGGUCUUGGCCUGGGCGCCAUUUUUUAAGGUACGCCUCUGCCUGCCCCACACUUUGAUUGAAAUGUUGUGUCUUUAGCACAGUGUUCUGGUACUCUUCUGUAUUUUUUUAAUGUUAACAUUGCUCCAAAGAAGUAGCAAAAUUGGCAUCUGAUCCCUAACAUAUUGCAGAAUCAGUUCCUUAUCAAGGAAGGAGAAAUAUGCAUUAACACUGUGUAAAUUUAGUGAAACUGCUGAACAAGUAAUGUGUGCAUGAAUGAAACAAGAGCAUGCCUGUGGAUCAAAAUCAGUGUAUUGAGUUGAGUAUAAAGGUUAUGGUGAGAAAACAUGGGAAGUUUAUAGGAAGCAGUGGAAGGAGCUGGCUAGAAUCAACAAAACCCUGUACUUCCAAGUACUUCCAAGCAGGCCGCACAAGCCUGUCUGGAUUUCAUCUUAUGACAGCAUUCUCUUUUGCUGCAGGUUUGUCCAGAAGGAUCUUAAAUUUCUGGAGGGGCUUAUUGGGGGCAUGUAAUUUUGGGUGGAAUGGGGAUCAAGAAGCCCUGUAAUAUAUGUAGAAUAUGCCAGGCCUCCGUAGAUGCUGACCCUGUGACUUUUUGUUGUUGAAAAACCUUAGGAGAACCUCCUCCGAAAUUGCUUCUUAAUCAAAAGCAAACUUAUGAAGUCACGUUUUUAUCCUUGUUGAUUACUUUACAGAUUUAUUUUGUGCACGUUAGGAGACAGCACUAAUAAAAAUACUAUCAUAUUUUGGUAGAGUAAUGAUUAUUUAGGGGAUCUAGGUCUUCAGCUUUAUUGUAAAUGCACUGGUACAUCUGCCACUCAGCUAACCCUUUAAGGUUCAGUUUAAUAUACUUAAUUUUUUUCCUCCCAAUCUUUGACCAGUCAUAUUUUUUCAUGUACCUUGGAUCUAAGUGUCAGUAACACUAAUUUUCUAUCCCGUUUAUUAUGACUUUAAUGUGUUAAUGAAGGAAUUUACUUUUUAGCUUAUAGCUGAAGGAGCCACAAUAUCUUCUCUUGGUCUUAAUAAUUCAGGGUAAACAAUUAUCAAGGACAAUUUAUCUGGGGAGAAAAGUAGCAUCACAUACUGCAGUGCACUACAGUUUUGACAAACGUUUUAGUUCAGAAGAUCUUUUGCAUUUGAAUCACUGCUUACUGCCUCUCCUGAAAUUACCAUAAAUUAUUAUAUACUCCAUAGUAUAACAAGUAGCCAGUAUUUUGCAGAAAGAAAACAAUUCAGAGAAAGUACAAUGAAAGCCUGAAAGUUUGCAGAUUGAUAAUGUGAAUGCUUGGUGAAACCCACAAAGGAAUGUUUUCUCCCUUCAAUGGUAUAAAGCCAUAUACCGGUAGUUGAAAUCUCAUGAUAAUAUGACUAAGCAAAUACAGACCAUUUAUUCAAAUUAAGCCACAGUUGCAAAUGAAAUCUCAAAUAUUUGAUUUUGUUAACCUAUUUAUUUUGCAAUUUGUUAAAAUGGUUUUCAAGUCACAAGUAGGAAAUAAUGAAAUUUUAGUGUAGCUCAUUGAUUUCAUUUUCUUGGUUUUGGGCUCUAAAAAAAAUCUCCACAUGGAUACAUAUGACAUCAUCCACAUAAGGUUGCAUAAAUAUUUGAAGAAAAUCCAGAAUAGAUCCAGGAUCACUUUUUAUAAAUAUUUUAAUAUUAACUCGCUUUGUACUUGUAAAAUUGCAGCCUACAAUUUCGUUGGAUAGAAAUGUAAGUUCCUUUGCACAUUGCAGGGGUAUAGCUAAUACAGUAGAGCUCAAAACUUUAGAAGGCAGGUGUGCUUGUGAUCUGGACAUUUCAGUUGGUAAAAAUUCGUGUAAUUUCUUACCCCAAUUGACAUGGUUAAUAAAUUAAAAACCAUCUUUAUGUUUCCUUUAGAAAUUCUGCUCAACAGAAGCCGUACAACUUUUGGAAAUGCGUUCAUUUUAUGAUAGUGCAUGUUUGUUAGGUGUGUAGCAAACUCAAAUACUCUUUUUGCAAAGAACAUAUACUGAGAAAGUAUUACAAUGAAUGGAAAACAUCAUGUUAAAAUUAACUUUACUUAUUUUAAAACGACUUUGUUUCAGGGAAAUUUUCUAGUUGCUUUUGCUAUACAUAUAUAAAGUCAUUGUUUCCUAUUUCAAGUAAUAAUUUAAAAAGAGAGAUGUUUUGGUAGUGAACACAAACUGAAGCAAGCAGACCUUUCUCAGACUUGUUUCUUGCUUUCUUUAUCCCAGUGGAUGGACAGGUAAAAAUUGUGUAAACGUUAUUUUAUUUUUUUAUGCAAUAUUGUUCUGUAAAUAUGAGUUAUCAAAUAAGGAUGUACCUAUGAUUGAAUCUCUGAUUCUGCACAGUUAGAGUUUAUAUAUAAAAUAUAAAUGUGUUUUGACAAUCAAGGACUUACUGUCAGUCUUCCUUUAUGACGUUUUAUUAAUGUUAUGCAUUCCAUUUGUUAGACUUGAGUACCAAUGUGGGAAUUUGUAUUGUCUGUAAAGUAUGUAAUGUUUUUACAGCUUGUUUAAAAAAAAGGAAAAAAGAACCUUGUAAAUGUGUAUAAACAGAACACAGUACUGCUUUAUAUCAGGAGGCAUAUGAUGUACUGUAUGUAAGCAAUAAUGCCUAACAGUGCUAACUUUGCAAGUAGCAUAAAGAUAGUUCCAAAAAUUGUUUGGGGAGGAUGGUAGCUUUGUUUAAGUUAACAAAUAUUCUUAAUUAUUUUCAAUCAAUAAAUUCAGCCAUUUUUCUGUUGUAGUAUACAAUGUUGUUUACGUGGCACAAUCUGAGUGGCAGGGGAAGCAGUCUUUCAGACGUGUGUGUGUAGCCACACAUUCAGUGGUGGGAUUCAAAUAAUUUAACAACCGGUUCCGGUGGUGGGGUUCAAAUAAUUUGACAACUGAUUGCAUACAAGUACCAUUUUAACAACCGGUUCUGCCGAAGUGGUGCGAACCUGCUGAAUCCCACCACUGCACACAUUCAUUAUGAAACUAAUGGCAUGACUGCACUUCUGCGAGAUAAGGAAGACUGCAAGAAUUAUUCCAUAUCCCGGAAGGAAAUAUAGGGUCUUCUGCACCAAUUGAUUAUUUUUUGUAAUUUAGUUUGAAAUCCGUUAAGUCUUGAUAUAGAUUCAGUAGAAAUCAGAUUUGUAUGCUACAAAAAGUGGUUCUGUUCAUGAUUCACAUUACAAUUACAGUCAUGAUUCACAUUACAUUCACAUUACAGUCAUUAUUCACAUUACAAUUACAGUCAUGUUACAGGUUUAUUUUUACAUAAUUUUUUGCCAUAGGAAUUCUCACAGCAGAGAUGAGCUUUAUUCAGUUCAAUCAAAAGACAAAAUUAAACAUAAAUUGAGUUUGAACUGGGCUUUCAGGCUGUACAGAGCAACAGAGUUAUUUGAAAACUGUCAUCAUUGCUUUAGGGUUAUGGGGAAAGAUCAUUGGUUUAUAAAUGUAUAUGACCUAAAUUUUAUAGGACAAAUGUUUUUAAAUGCUAGUCAUUUAUAUAAUAUGUGCUUUGAAGGAUUUGCUAGUUCACUUCUGUCACUUUUAGUACACUGGUAUCUUUUUAUAUGUAAUGUAUGCUUUUUAUUAUUGUAGCAAAGCAUUUCAGUAGAAGGAAUUUUGCAACAGUGUUGAGGAAAAUUUUAUUGUUGGAAAUUAAUUAUAUUGAAUUCUCUGUCUCUGUAGUUUUGUCAUAUUUUAACAGUUUCUGGAAAGGACUUUGGUAUGCAAAUAAACCCAGUGAGCUCCUUUUAAAAUACUGUGUGAUCAGCAAAUGAGUCCAGAAAUCUAAUACAUUUGAGGAAAAAUACACAAUUUAAUGUGUUGUCCGCUCAAAUAUUAAAAUACUUAAGACAGAGAAAGAGUACUAUAUAGAAGAAUGUGCUGGAAUGCAUUUUCUAAUUUAGUACUGUUUUCCCUGAAGUCAGUUAUGCUUUGUUUGUCUUUUUAGUUCAUAAAAUCCCCUGUAAUACUGGCAGAUUGAUUUCAAUUAUUAUACAGUAUUAUUUUAACAUGCAACAUCAGAUCUGUCCAUUUUAUUGUGAGUGUUGAUUUAAGGAAAUGAAUUACCAAUUUCAUCAGUUUAAAAUGUGUAUAAGUAAUACAGAUGCUUUUGUAUAAACAUGGAAAGUAUGAAUUUGUGUAAUUAUUUUGUAUUUGAAAUAAAUUAGGUGAUGCUGAGUUCCUGAGAAAUCAGGAAUUUCGUGAUAAAA
Sphaerodactylus townsendi is the source of this 10166-nucleotide messenger RNA. RefSeq names its product zinc finger protein 148 (gene ZNF148). Gene Ontology annotation, cellular component: nucleus. The record is from RefSeq and is a predicted model, not a curated record. The transcript has 7 exons. Gene Ontology annotation, molecular function: RNA polymerase II cis-regulatory region sequence-specific DNA binding; DNA-binding transcription factor activity, RNA polymerase II-specific. The coding region runs from base 241 to 2631 and encodes 796 amino acids. Gene Ontology annotation, biological process: regulation of transcription by RNA polymerase II. Lineage: Eukaryota; Metazoa; Chordata; Lepidosauria; Squamata; Sphaerodactylidae.